This is a messenger RNA of Ilex paraguariensis (yerba mate), 1243 nucleotides long. The record is from the annotation of a GenBank genome assembly. NCBI's taxonomy places the organism in Eukaryota, Viridiplantae, Streptophyta, Magnoliopsida, Aquifoliales, Aquifoliaceae.
AAUAAAGAAAAAGGUAACUUGUAACGAUGUCCCUUCCAUAUUUCAAGUACAAAUUCUUUGACCGAACCUCUUGAUAGGAAAAGAAUCCAUCGAUCAAUGUCACUGACCCCUUGAAGUUCUCAGUGAGAAAGCUAGAACUUGUGAAUAGGGCCCGCAAAUAAUGGUAUCGCUUAACUAAAGCAUUUAUGAACACUUGACACAAGAUAUCAAAAUACUUUCUCGCCCUCCUAAAUUACAUCUAGAAGUUCUAAUUACCUAAAAUCAUUGCAAAAAUAAGGUGCAACAUUGAAAAAACCAACCACUGAUGAACUUAAAAGAUUAGUGAUUUAAAGUUAUGGAAAAAUAUAGAGGAAAUAGAGGAACAUGUACUGAAGGCUAAACAUACCACACUAAUAGAAAUCAUGCUAAGCUAGGGCCCACAGGAGUUGGUAUCAUUGAAAAUUAUAACACAUUGCCAUGGUUCGAGAAGUGGAGAAUUGAGUUUAUAUUUGGCUUAGCUGUAAUGGCUAGAGAGCAUAUUGAAGAAUCAAAAAUGAUUUUAUGUUAUCCACGGUCGUUAGUGGUAUGGAUUGCGCAUACAAUUCAUAUUCUUGAUAUGUACCCGAGUUCCAUACUUCAAUCUGCUGCGGAUGUCAAUUAAAACAUGCUCUACAUAGUUAUCUGGUUUGGGACCUCGAUGACUCAACUCUGCAUUUGUUAUUUUGAUCUGCCUCAAAGGCACUUAAGAUCUUUAUACGUUUUAUCAUUACCAAGAGUCAUCAUAACAUGGCAACAUAGUCGUAUCCUGAUUUGCCUUAAAGACAUUUUGAACGAGUAAAGUUUUCUGAGAGUCAUUCUGUCUUAUUUUCUAAAUUUAUAUGCUUCUGGGCUUUGAAUGUUAUGGUUUGUUAUUGCUUUUGCAGAUGAAAUGUAACUACAGAAUUGUACCAACUUCAGAGUUAUCUGACAAUAAAAGACACCCCUCCUUGUUACUUGUGGAGGGAACGCAAUAGAGGGUUUCUCCUAAAGCUGAUGGGAAUGAUAUUAAUAAUCUUACCAAGUCACAGAUUGAUCUAGAGUUAGCCAAGAUGAGGAGUGUUACUCCACAAGAGGCUGCUACAGCUGCUGCUCAAGCUGUUGCUGAGGCAGAAGUUGAAAAGGCGGCAAGGGUGGCAGAGGCAGUAGAAAUGACACAAGCUUUUGCAGACUCGGCAAUGAAGGCACCAAAAAAGAGGGCCACUCCAAGGAUGAUAACGACAAUUUA